UGGACAUCUGUCCAAGUAAAUAAAAGAAUUAGAUUUUCUCUUUACCGUUGGUAUAAUAAGAAAAAACAAUGCUGUAACAAACGUCUUUUAAACUAACAUUAAUUUUGUGACAACAGUUUUAUAGUGCAAAGUGUUUUAAAGCUGUUUUAAUUUGUUAUAAGUUAUGGAUCAAGAGAAACCAGGAUCCAGUGUAAAUCAUGGAAAACGAACUCGACCUUUGUUAUUGCAACCAAGUCCCAAGAUUGCGAGAAUUUCAGCCUAUGCAAGCUCAACGUCUAGUUCUGUGCUUAAAAAUUCAAAAAAAUUAGGUCCUAAUUCGCCUAGGAAGGCUAAAUUGUCUUAUAACAAGAGUGACGUACCAGCAUUAGGGACACCUGUUCCCGAUUAUCACGUUCGUAAGGCUGGUCCUUAUUUGUUGGGCCCUAAAUUAGGGCCUAGUCCUGUUAAGAGCAUAGUUCAGUGCUUAGCACGUAAAGAAAAGACUGAUGACUAUUACCAAAUAAAAAUUUUGACUCUUCGUAAUGAAGGGCAAGUAGAAACGCAAGAUGAUAGACAAGGGAAGAUGCUUUUACACACGGAGUAUUCAUUAUUAUCACUUUUAAAGGAUCAGGAUGGUGUUAUUCAUCACCAUGGGUUAUUUAAGGACCAUGCUCUAGAUGAAGUACCAAAUCCUAGUGGGCCGGGAUUUAUUUACACGGGUCGUGUUCGACAAAGACUUUUUUUAGUAUUAGACAGUGUUAAUGCACAUCAGUUUAGUGAGAAAGGCAGUGAACUUAUUAAUCUUCAACAGUAUGUUACGAAAGUGAAAAAAGUACCGGAGAAAGAAGCCAUAUUAAUAUUCUAUGAUAUUGUCAGGGUUGUAGCUAAUUUGCAUAAGAGAAACAUCGUGCACAGAGACUUAAAACUUGGCAAUAUAGUGUUGAAUCAGCGAACAGGGCGAGUUGUUAUAACAAAUUUCUGUCUCGGAACACAUUUAGGAAGUGACAGAGACCUUCUGAAAGAUCAAAGAGGUUCCCCAGCAUACAUAUCACCAGAUGUUUUGCUGUGUAAGCCGUACCUUGGUAAACCGUCUGACAUGUGGGCUCUAGGCGUGGUCCUUUACACUAUGCUAUAUGGCCAAUUUCCAUUCUGCGAUACAAGUCUGGCUCAGUUAUUUAGUCGUAUACAAGCUGCGAAUUAUAAUAUACCACCGGAUGGCAACUCUGUGCAAGUUUCUGACAACACUGUAUUUUUAAUUCAAAGGCUGCUUGUCAAAGAUCCUAAACACAGAUUAUUAGCAGAUCAGGUUCUAGACCAAUUAUCAAGUAUAAUAGCGAGCUAUGUAAUCAUACCGAAUCCACCUGAAGAUCUACAAGUUGUACCUGACAUUCCACUGGAUGAAGAGAGAGAGAAACCGACGAAUGGUGGAUCGAGUGAAAUAGAUAGAAAACCAUUCCUAACAUUACCGGAUAGUGGGGAGAGAACGCCUAAUUCCAAUGAUGAGCUUGGAGUAUUCUGCGUACCCCUACCAGACUUCUUAGCUCUUAACUUUCCAUCACCGACCAGAGUGACGCAGAGCAGUAUACUCGUCCAUCCGACGGCACCGGUCGAAUCUACCAAUCAGACCCAACGGCAAAUAACCGUGCAGAGAAUAGGUCGAGACGCAAGACCGUUACUUCCAUGCGAAAUAGCAAGAUACCAGCACAUGUUCACGCCGAAUCAACGUCCAGAAGCUUCUAGAAGAUCCGAAGUCCAGAACUUUGUCCCGGAAACGAGGAGUGAUCGUCCGGAAAGUUCUAGAUUAAGAACGUUAGCGCAGAGGAUACCUAGGUUAAACGCUGUAGCGUCAACGUCUAAUCCGGAUUUCAGAGUUAUACCCUGGUCUGAGAGAUCCAGACUACAAAUGGAUAGAUUAGACCAGGAUUAUGUUUUAAGAUUGCCAGUUCUAGAUAUUUCUAGAAUGCCCAGUAAUAGAAUUAUGAAUCCAGCUCCGAUACAUACAGUGAAUCCUGAAGCGGUUGUAAAUAAUCCGAGGCCGCCUGCGGAUAAUUCAGAACUUGAAUAUAAUUGAAAUUUUAAUAUGCGAUCACAAUAUACAUGUAAGUUUCAAAUUUAGUGUAUUCGAUGCGCUAAUUCUGCUGUAAUGGUAUAGAUUUUAUUUUAAAAUUAAAAAAAAAUAAGUAUGCCUUGGGAACAUUAUGAAAUGGUAUUAAUAUAGUAUUUUAUAAGAAAUUACAUCUGCAUAAAUAUUGUCGAACUUUUAAAAUAUUGUCGCAAUGUUCGAAUAUUAAUUUAAUAUAAUUGUCGAAGGAUACUGAAAUAAUUUUGUAAUCUAUAUUUUGUAUGAAAUACUAGUAAAACUAGGUACAUCGACUUGUCUGCGUGUAUGUUACCUGAUAAUUUUAAGUACCGUUGGCUUAUGAAAAAUUUAGUCAGAUUGUUAAUUGUUGAUGAACGGCGCAUAUUGUUCUUAUCAUAACGGGCCAAUUUGAGUUGUGUUAUAAUCACAUUAACCGAACCUCAUGUUUUCUUACUAAUAUUAUAAAUAAGAAAGUGAGUUUGUUUAUUUAAUUUAAGAACUCAACCGAUUAUGAUUAAAUUUUGCGUACACGUUAUCAGUGUUACAAUAAAGGACAUUGAGUAUGUGACACCUUGACAUGUGGGCGAGGUCUCCCCCCCCGUCUCUUGUGGGCGUGGCCCUGGACGGAAUAUAUACACAUUUCAUUAUAAAUUUAAUGUUAUGUUUAAAAUUUUACGACGAUUUAUAAUUUUUCUAAAUUGAUUAUAAACUAAUGGGUGAUAAAUUUCACGGUGACGUAUAUACCAUUUGUCAUGGCGGUCGGUUUAAACGAUAUAGAUGUUGAAAUAUUACAACGCCAUCUAGCGGCAAGUUGUAACAGAGCGACAGUAUAAAGCCUAAUAAAAAAUAUAUAAAUAAUGUAAAACUAUUAUUUACAGCAUAUGAGUAAGUUGCAAUUGUCGAUAAGAGAAAAAAAUUCCCUGCAGCUUCUUAAAGUUUUAAUAUCGGAUUAUUGUGUCAUAUAAUAAUAUUACGUAUUUUUAUUUACGAUGUACCGAAUUAUUAGUUAAGAAAAGCAGUUCAAUCUGUUAUCACUUUUUAUUGUAUCUGUAAACAAAAAAAAAUAGUUCUUUGUCCUACAAUAUUCGUGUAAACAAUAUUGUAAAAAAAUUUAGUACGUUUAAAGCCUUUUAUAGAAAAAUAUAAUUCAAACCAAAUAAAAUAAAAUUUCUGAAAAGAUAGAUUGCCACAUUAAAAUAAAAUUUUGUCUUUCCUGAGAUAAAUUAUAUCAUAACUAGCUGGUAUAUUAUCUUAAGUUAAAGGCUUGAUGUCGACCGAUAGGGGGAUUAAAUUUAGCGUUUUGAUAUUUGAUAUUGUUAACGAUUUUAUUAUCUGUGAACAUCAAUGUGGACCAAAAUAAAACCGUUUUUUUUAAUAGAUUUUAUCUUAAGAUAUAUGAUUUAUUUGGGAGUACGUAUCUUAUACGAGGUUCCUCGUGUAACCGGUUGGUUUUAUAAGUUCUCGCGUCACAUACUUGAUGUUUUUUAGAGGGACGCUUUUGAUUUUCAUAGACAAUUCUACCUUUUGUUCAUUAUUUAUUUCUUGAAUAUUGUUGUUAUUGGACGAUAAUCUUUGGUGUCAGUUUGUCCAAUCAGUGCUAUGUGUGAUGGCUAACCUACAGCCAAGAAUAAUGUUAGGCAUGGAUUUUACUUAAUAUCGGAUUAAUUCGAUUUUUUUAUUAAUAGUCAUUUGUAACUUAUAACUGAUGUAUGGUAAUCGUAUAAAGACGUGAACAUAAAGAAUGUAGUCCAAGUUAUUGCCUUUCUUGUUUUAUAUAUCGAACAAAUAUAGCCUGGAGCUUGAAACUUAUCAGUGUUACACUAUGCCUCGGACAGCACAUAAAGACAUCCUGCGUCUGCUAUCUCUGCAUUUUUAUGGGAUCGCCAAACUAUAGAACUAUGAAGAUGCACUUAUCGCAACUUUUGCGCGGGAGUCCCCGUCUAAAAUGGCCGCCGUAUUACCCGGGAAAUUAAAGGGUUGCCAAUAAUAAAAUUAAACAAACUAUAUUAAAAUAUUAUUUUAAUUUAGUGUACAUGUUUAAUAUUGAAUACAAUUUAUAUUUUUGUAAUAGUAGCUUAAUAAUACGGAUAAUUAUUUUACCUCUUAGUUAUAAAUAGUUGAAUGAGUUUUAAUGAUUUUUUACCAUUAUUGUAAAACUUGGAUGAACAAUGUUAUACAGUAAUAGUAAUAUAAAUGAGAUAAUUUGAAAAAAAAAAGUAAUAAUAUUAGUUUGUUUGCACACGUAUGUAAUAUUACAAUAUUUAAUUACAAUUUUUUUUGGACAUUAAAAUAAUUUGACGAUAUGAAAAAAAUACCUUGCAUAUUAAUUAUAUUUAAAGAAUACACUUUUAAAUAUCGUUUUAAAAAUCAGCCAUACUCAACCAGUUUUUAUAGGGCCACAAACACGUGUCAGUCAUGGUGUCGCGAGCCGCAAACAAAUAAUAUUCAGAUAAUGAUUCCUUAGGUUUCGGGAUUGUUACAAAUUGAAUCGAGCAACUAUGAAUGGAUCGCGUAUAUUUUAGCUUUUUUUUUUAAUAAUUUCCCAACGUUUCAAACACUUUGCAGUAUCCGUUGUCAAAAGCAGUUGUUUAAUUCAAAUUAUAUACGUGUUCAUAAAAAAUAUUUGAAAUUUAAGAUAGUUGAAAAUAAAGUACCAGGUGGGCCAACCACAAAAGACCGCAGGUUGAGUAAAGUUGGUUUAGAUUUAUAUUGUUCAACCUCCAUGGUUCUUUUUAUUACGGAAUACAAAAAAAAAAAAAAAUGAUUAGUCUAAACUUAUACAGUGCGAGAAAUACAUAGUAGCAAACGACUCGCUCGAAUCGAUCACAAGUAACGCAAUCCUUCAAAUAAAAUCAUUUUUUUUUCUCAAAAUCAAUUCUUCAACUAAUUAAUGAUAAACUUAUUAUGUAAUUUGAGCGUGAUAAUUGGUUAACACAUCUGAAUUUCUAUUGACCCUAAAUUAUUUUAAAAAGUGAAUAUUAUUAUUAUUAUCAAAUAAACAAAAGCCAUUUUCUGUAUCUAU
Molecule: messenger RNA, 5081 nt
Organism: Nymphalis io (European peacock)
Lineage: Eukaryota; Metazoa; Arthropoda; Insecta; Lepidoptera; Nymphalidae
Product: serine/threonine-protein kinase 40-like
Exons: 7
Coding region: 164-2050 (628 amino acids)
Biological process (GO): protein phosphorylation
Molecular function (GO): protein kinase activity; ATP binding
Source: RefSeq, a predicted model, not a curated record